UCCCAGUGCCUGACAAAUGCUUGAUGUAACCUUGUGUUACUUGACUGCAAACAAGUCUUUUGUGAAUAACCGUCCCUACAAAAUAUAUAUAUACUGUCCAAAUAUCUCGGUUCUGAAAGAGCACAAAUUCAUAGUCAUAUUCCUAGCAUCCGAGACCAUAUUCGUGUACACCUCACCAUGUCGAUGAAUUCCUUUGAUGCAGCUUCGUCGAAAAAUGGUACUCGGCCUGCCUUCAACCUGCCAUGCAUAAAUUAACAGCAAUCAACGAUGCCUGAGAUUGGCUCUCACAAUCGAUUGCCUCUCUCCUUUGGAAUCCAUGAACGUUGACGACUUUCAGUUGAGUACGACGGGCGACUUCCAAGGCUCCUCGUAGACUCGAUUUAUUGGCCGCCACUUGUGCAAAUGGCUCGAUCGGUUGCUAUAUUGACAAUAGUGUGGGCCAUUUGUGGCCCGCUCAGCUUUCAAAUUGGUGAGAGCUUCGUGAGAGUGCUGGCUCAAGAGUUCGACUACACCGAUGGGCCGCACGGUCCAGCCAGCUGGGGAUGUUUGAAUACCUCUUGGAGAACUUGCUCAGAUGGCAUGGUGCAGUCCCCGAUUGCCAUCAUCCCCCAGAUAAUUGUCACCAGCAAGAAAUUCAAGGACCUGGAAGUGGAUUAUCCCCACCACGCCGUUCCUGCCAACAUAUCUAAUAAUGGCCACUCAGUCGCGCUGAAAAUUCCCGAUGGUUCCGUCGAGCUCAGUAUCAAGGGGGAGAAGUACCGAAGCACACAGAUGCACUUCCACUGCCCAAGCGAGCACACAUUUGUGAAGUACAAGUUUGCUUUGGAGGCUCAUCUGGUGCUGAUUUCAGCGGCUGGCAAGAUUGCGGUGGUCGCAUGGCUCAUCACUCUGGGACCAGUCAGUCCUUUCUUCGAUCAGUUCAUCAACAACCUGCCAGCAUACAAAGAAGAGUACCCACUUGCAUCCCCAAUCAAGCUGCUGCCGAUCCAUGCAGAGCAUUACGGCCGGUACACAGGCUCUCUCACCACCCCGCCCUGCACAGAGAACGUCGUGUGGACAGUCUUGCUAUGGAACUUCCCCACAGUUUCACAGGCGCAGAUGAAAAAACUCCAAGCCAUUUUGAAACCCAAUGCACGGCCCACACAACUUCCGAACGGGAGGAAGUUUGUGAUCAGCUCCGGACACGAUUGAUUCAGCUGUAUCGAAUUCAAGGCCGCAACAGGAAACAAACUCCAAAGAUAAAAAAUCGUCAGCUGCGCCUAUUGAUCUCGGGAAUCCUUGUCUUCGAACAAUGCAAAUGAGGUAAAGUAGUUCAACGAGAAAUGUAGGAACAUUCAGACGAGAACUCCAACUCUUGCGCACAACCUGUGCCCAUGUCUGUUGACCUUGUGCUUUUGUGAAUAAAAACACGACUACUAUGUGUUUCGUCUGUAUGAGACCAA
Molecule: messenger RNA, 1442 nt
Organism: Physcomitrium patens
Lineage: Eukaryota; Viridiplantae; Streptophyta; Bryopsida; Funariales; Funariaceae
Source: RefSeq, a predicted model, not a curated record